Olea europaea var. sylvestris is the source of this 784-nucleotide messenger RNA. RefSeq lists its product as uncharacterized. The coding region runs from base 41 to 448 and encodes 135 amino acids. Lineage: Eukaryota; Viridiplantae; Streptophyta; Magnoliopsida; Lamiales; Oleaceae. The transcript has 6 exons. The record is from RefSeq and is a predicted model, not a curated record.
CCAAGCCCCUUUUGACCCUGAAGGGAUUUUAAGUACAGUGAUGGCUACAGUCUCUUGCUUGCUCGGUCUGCAAUAUGGGCACAUUAUUGUCCAUUUUAAGGAUCAUAAAACUAGACUAUUGCAGUGGUUUGUCCACUCAUGUGGUCUUGUGGCCUUGGCUGUGAUAUGUGAAGUGUGUGGGAUGCAUAUAAACAAGGUUCUAUAUUCUUUCAGUUACAUGUGCUUCACUACUGGCGCUGCUGGAAUUCUUUUUGCUUCAAUUUAUAUAAUGGUUGAUGUGUAUGGAUAUACACGCUUGACUGUGGUGCUGGAGUGGAUGGGAAAGCAUGCUUUAAUGAUAUUUAUUCUCGUAGCGUGCAAUGUUGUACCACUUAUUCUGCAGGGAUUUUAUUGGGGUCAACCUCAUAAUAACAUUCUAACUUCAAUUGGAAUUGGGGCACAGGGAUAGCAAAACAGCUCUUUACAUCUGUUUUCAGUCCAGUGCAGUAUUUAAGAUAGGUGAGGGUUAGCCAGUGAUGCAGAAUUUGUUCCCUCCGCCAUCUUAGAUGUCUACGUUCCUGCAUAGCACACGGUGGAGCAUCGACGUAGAAAGAGUUAGAAUGGUAGGAAAAUAAGUAGAAUUAUCAAUAUUUUUCACUCGUCUUAAAAGUUUUGUUUCAUCUUAUGGGUCAUUGAGGCUAUAGGAUUUUAUGUAUUUUGAUUAGUAACGCAGAUGCUACUCUGAAACCAGUUAAUUAUAAAUUACAUGGUCCUCUUGCACGAAAAAUUGAGCUGCUUGUUUGUA